Messenger RNA from Plutella xylostella (diamondback moth), 1309 nucleotides. RefSeq names its product chitin deacetylase 7. Gene Ontology annotation, biological process: carbohydrate metabolic process. Gene Ontology annotation, molecular function: hydrolase activity, acting on carbon-nitrogen (but not peptide) bonds. Lineage: Eukaryota; Metazoa; Arthropoda; Insecta; Lepidoptera; Plutellidae. The record is from RefSeq and is a predicted model, not a curated record.
CGGAAAUCAAAGACCGUCCAAGAUGGAAGUCAAAGCGAUAUUUCUGAUAGCGGUGGUAGCGGCGGUGGCGGCACAGGAGCCUGCCUCAAGCUGUGUACCCGCUGCGUGUCAACUGCCCAACUGUAGGUGCGCCAGCACUGAGAUACCUGGAGGUCUGGAGCCCAGGGACACGCCACAGUUCAUCACAGUCACCUUCGACGAUGCCGUUACUGUCCAAAACAUCCAAACCUACCGCGAAGUCCUUUACAACCGUAAGAACAGAAACAACUGCCAAAUUGGAAGCACAUUCUACAUCAGUCACGAAUACACUGACUACUCGAUCGUCAAUGAACUCUACAACGAAGGAUUCGAAGUGGCCCUUCACUCAAUUUCCCACAAAAGCCCUCCGUCUUACUGGGCUACAGCUUCCUACGAAGAAGUCAGCCAGGAGUUUGGUGACCAGAAGAAACAAAUGGCUGCUUUCGCUAACAUCCCCGAGUCUGCUAUCAAAGGAAUGCGUAUGCCGUUCCUUCAGAUGACCGGAAACACCCACUUCAGCGUCAUGGCUGAUGCUGGUCUUGAGUACGACAGCAGCUGGGGUGCUACCAACAGCAUCAACCCUGGUUUGUGGCCAUACACCCUGGACUACGCUUCUCCUCAAGAGUGCAACAUCGGUCCAUGCCCUAACGCCACUUUCCCCGGUCUCUGGGUAUCACCUAUGCUCGCUUGGAUUGAUAACGAUGGUUACACUUGCACAAUGGUGGAUUCUUGUUUCUCCAAGCCUGGCCCUAACGACGAAGAUGCUUGGGUCGAAUUCUACAUUCGCAACUUCGAAAGGCACUACAAUGGCAACCGUGCUCCCUUCGGUUAUUACAUCCACGAAGCUCACUUCACGUCGCAUCCUGCUUCCAAGACCGCGCUCGCCAGAUUCUUGGACACUGUCACUCAGCUGUACGAUGUAUUUGUGGUGAACGAACACGAUGUCAUCGAAUGGGUGAAGAAUCCAAUCCCAGUUGACGAGUACCUGAAGAAAGACUGUAAAUUCACCCUGCGCAGGCAGUGCCAGUCAAGAGCUUGCGGACCUUACUUCCCCACUCACAACCAAUUCAACCAAGAAUACAGGCUGCAGCUGUGUAGCGCCUGCCCUGCCACCUACCCUUGGACCGGCAACCAUCUUGGCACUAAUUAAACUGUAGUGAAUUUAAAUUCAAAUGUUUCUUCGUUAUCUAAAAAUAAAUUAUUGCUGAAAGAUAACCAUAUAAUGGCAUUUUUAUCAGUGAUACUUAGAUUAGUAGAGUUAUAUGUAAUAAAGUUUUGAUCGAUUUACUUA